AGUAGCCUAUGUCUAAUCAGCUCUGCAGUUGUAAAAAAUGAGCGCCCUUAGCGCCACACCGACCGUCCGACUGCAAGUGCGUCUCCAUUGGUUAAGUAAGUGGUUGGAGCGGCUACAACCUUUUUUUCUCAGCUUCGAAAAGUUUCAUAUUGACAGCAGCUGCCAUUAAACGAAAUGCAGCUCGCGAGUUUCCCAGAUUAUCGGACUGUGUUAUUUCAGGAGAGACGGCAGAUGGACUGACUUUCUCAAUGCCUCUUUCUGGCGCCUUGCUGUUGAUUUAGAUGGCUUGUCUCCUGACAACACAACAAGAUAAUAACACAAGAUGAGCAGAGAUGGACGACAGUGGACACGACAACAUGAGACAUUUAUGAAAAGUUUCCCCGAAGAAGCCCUUCUCGCUCGGAUAAAGAACAAUGUCUUUGAAUGUCUCGCGCUUGAACAACACACUUCAGCACGAGCUCUUUACCUACAAUGUUCCUGCUCUCAUAUUUGGGCUUUUGCUCAUUAUUGUGAUCAUAUCUGGAAAUGCGCUUGUCUGCCUAAGUGUUUACAAGGAAAAAGCCUUGAAGACAACGACAAACUAUUUCAUAGUGAGUUUGGCUGUGGCAGAUCUCCUGUUGGCGGUUCUGGUUUUACCCCUGUUUGUCUAUGCAGAGUUUCAAGGUGGUGUCUGGUCCUUAGAUGUCGCUCUUUGCGAUGGACUAAUGACCAUGGAUGUAUUGCUCUGUACAGCAUCAAUAUUCAACCUUUGUGCAAUCAGUGUGGACAGGUUUAUUGCAGUGUCCAUACCACUUAACUACAACAGAAAGCAUGUUGACUAUCGGCAGAUUCUGUUACUUUCUGCCACAUGGUUGUUGGCGUUGGCUGUGGCAUCUCCUGUCAUCUUCGGAAUAAACAAUGUUCCACAAAGAGACCCCAGAGAAUGCAAACUUGAAGACAACAGUUAUGUAGUAUAUUCGUCUGUCUGUUCCUUUUUCAUCCCAUGUCCAAUCAUGCUCCUACUGUACUUUGGGAUGUUCCAUGGCUUGCUCAAGUGGGAAGAAUCACGCAAAGCCAAACUGAGAAACAGUAUCCAGGCCUGCCGCAGUUUGCAGCAUGCUGCAGUGGCUGCCGCCCUCCCGCCUUUGGGAGCUCUGCCUGCGUCCCUGCCCCUGGUCAUUGAGAGGGACUUGGCCCAGUCCAGUCUUGGGGAGCUUGAAGACUUCACACAGCCCGUCUGCCCCUUCCCACCUGAGUAUAAAAACAGCCCCAUUCAGACUGUGGCCUACCCUGACAUUCAAUAUGGCAAGCCAGCUCAGAGAAAGAAGAGGGAUAAGAUCAAUGGAAGGGAGAGAAAAGCCAUGAGGGUUUUACCUGUUGUUGUAGGUAAGUGUUGAAAUAACUGUAAAUUUCUUAAAGGGAUACUCCACCCCAAAAUGAAAAUUUUGUCAUUAAUCACUUACCGCCAUGUCAUUCCAAACACGUAAAAGCUUUGUUCGUCUUCGGAACACAAUUAAGAUAUUUUGGAUGAAAACCGGGAGGCUCGUGACUGUCCCAUAG
Messenger RNA from Carassius carassius (crucian carp), 1539 nucleotides. Its product is annotated as D(4) dopamine receptor-like. Lineage: Eukaryota; Metazoa; Chordata; Actinopteri; Cypriniformes; Cyprinidae. Gene Ontology annotation, cellular component: plasma membrane. Bases 414 to 1376 code for a protein of 320 amino acids. Gene Ontology annotation, biological process: adenylate cyclase-inhibiting dopamine receptor signaling pathway; adenylate cyclase-activating adrenergic receptor signaling pathway. The transcript has 3 exons. Gene Ontology annotation, molecular function: dopamine neurotransmitter receptor activity, coupled via Gi/Go; G protein-coupled receptor activity. The record is from RefSeq and is a predicted model, not a curated record.